Striga hermonthica is the source of this 1569-nucleotide messenger RNA. The record is from the annotation of a GenBank genome assembly. Lineage: Eukaryota; Viridiplantae; Streptophyta; Magnoliopsida; Lamiales; Orobanchaceae.
GGGGGUCACCCUUCUCUUCCUAAUGAUUAUUGCCUCUUGGAACAUUAGGGGCUUUAAUGGGCCCCUAGAACAAGAUGAGGUGGUAAACCUCAUCCGGAGAAAUAACAUUGAUGUCCUAGGACUUUUGGAAACGAAAAUCGACACUAGGCGGCUAUCUCUCUUUAUGGAUAGAAGGUUGCCGGGUUGGGCUUUUUGCGAGAAUUUUGACGUUGUUGACCGUGGGCGCAUUGCCAUCCUAUGGAACCCCAUGAAGGUUGACAUCACGAUGGAGGCCGCCUUGCCUCAAGUCAUUUUUGCAAACAUCCGGUGUAAGGUUAGCAACCACUCGUUCAUAGCUAGCUUUAUAUAUGGACUCGAUACGAGAGAAGACCGGAAAUUGUUGUGGGACGACCUUAGGGUCUUUCGGGGAAGGAUACUCUUACCUUGGCUACUCCUCGGGGACUUUAAUGCUAUACUCAAACCGGAAGAGAGAAUUAAGGGAGAGAGGGUCAUUAACCGAGACACCAUGGACCUCUUGGAAGUUUGUGACGACUUGGGAUUGUCAGACAUCUCCUCAAGUAGCUUCUUCCACACUUGGACCGAAAACCAUGUUUGGUCGAAACUUGAUAGGGCAAUGGUAGACACCCAAUGGGAGAAUGCCGACUUUUUCUCGCAUGCGACCUUUCUAGCUCUGGGUAUUUCGGACCACUCCCCUUGCAUAGUUACUAUAUUUGAGGCGAGGACCACUACCGGGUCACCGUGGUGGUUCUUUAAUAUGUGGACGGCCCAUGAAAAGUUUUUGCCUUGUGUCCAAAACACAUGGAACCAUGGCGGUGGGGGCUCGAGGCAAUUCCGCCUUGCUAACAAUUUGAAGUACCUCAAGAACUCGCUUAAGGCUCUUAAUGAGGAGGCAUUCUCACAUAUCUCCUCUCGGGCUAAAGAAGCAAAGAAUGCUCUCAAGAAUGCUCAACAAAAGCUCCAUGAUCAACCCGAUGACCCCGACACUAAGGCCAAAAUGCCUUUGCUUAGACUCGAAGCUCUCAAAUUGGCCAAAUCGGAGAGGCAAUUCUAUCAACAAAAGGCUAAAUGCAACUUUCAAAUCAAGGGUGACAAAUGCACCAAGUUCUAUCAUGGCUUGGUCAAAAAGCGAACAAAAAGAAAUUUCAUUGUCUCGAUUAACUGGGAAGACGGCACCGUCACCGACUCCAUGGAGGAAGUUGCUAAAGAGUUUGUCUGCUACUACGAGGCUCUCUUGGGUACCGGAGUUGAAACGGAGAAUGUUGAUCCACAAAUCCUUCGAUUGGGACCGUGUGUUGGAGUUGAUGAUUGUAGUGCUCUCAUAACCCCGGUCACCGUGGAAGAGAUAAAAAACACACUUAGUGACAUCGAGGGGGAUAAGUCUCCGGGUCCGGAUGGCUAUACCUCCACUUUCUUUUUGAAGAGUUGGUCCAUUGUUGGGGGUGAUGUGGUGGCGGCCAUCCAAGCGUUCUUCCGUUCCAGCUCACUCCUCAAGCAAUGGAACCAUACCGCCCUCACGCUUGUUUCGAAGUCCUCCCACUCCUCACAAGUCACGGACUUUCGGCCAAUUGC